Messenger RNA from Clupea harengus (Atlantic herring), 4616 nucleotides. RefSeq lists its product as uncharacterized. Bases 211 to 4125 code for a protein of 1304 amino acids. NCBI's taxonomy places the organism in Eukaryota, Metazoa, Chordata, Actinopteri, Clupeiformes, Clupeidae. The transcript has 2 exons. The record is from RefSeq and is a predicted model, not a curated record.
ACUGAAUCAAGGAUGAUUGGCAGCAGUCAUGCAAAGCAGCAUAGCCUAUUUAACUCAAACCCGUAUUAGCUUUCGAUGAUCUUUGAUUUGAAUCGUGGCAUGGACAAGUGAUGAGGAUUUCGGAAUCAGAAUACCAGUAGCUGGACACAUUUGCUUCUUAACUGUGGCCCUCCUAGCAACAUCCUCCACUAUGGACAACCAGUUGGAACUAUGAAUGGAAACCAAAUUCCAAAUCCCAGUAUGAACCAGCACCCCUAUUUCAUUGCCAGCCAGCCGCAACUUUCAACACAGCAUGGAAAUCAAGUUUUUGGGAUGGCAUCAGCAAAUAAGAUUCCUUUAUACUCGGCUAUUGCUCCAGUUUCUGGCACUAAUGCCAGUGGACACAGCCUGUUCUCAGUUGAAACCCAGCAUUUACAGCUUGUGCAGUCACAUCCAGUGGCGGGGAUGCAAAGACAACAGCCCUUUCUUGUUAACACGCUUCAAGUUCCCAUGAAUGUUUCUGUACUGACAAAUAGUGGAUUACGCAUGAGUCUGCAGCCACAGGCUAAGCUAAACAGUGACUGUAGUUCCUCCCACGUCUCUCAGUCUCAGCAUCCCAGUGGUUCAAAUCAAGUUCCAAAGCCCACCACGGAUCAGUUUGGCAAUCUCCAAAACUGUUUUCCUGGUAUAGUAACUCUUCUUGUCCAGCAGAGUGACUUGACUCCUGCUGCGAACCCAGGGCAUAUUCUUACCGGUCCAGUGACUGUUGGUUUGUGUAGUGAUGACGGUUCACUACAGAGGGUGCAAGAGCAAACAAAGAUUCCAGAGGUUAAUGGGGAAAAGUUGAUGCAGACAUCCUCAUCUCUCCCUACUGGACAGUCUGCAAGUUCAGGUCUUGCUAACAAUUCAUUUGUCUUAGCUUCUCAGCCUGUCAUCAUCAGUUCAACUAUCUCACCACCUACCUGCUCCUCAGCUGAUAGCAAUGCCCCUCCUCCUCCUCCCACCAUUUCCCAAAGUCUACAGUCAAAGCCUAACCCUUCCAGGUUUCAAGGUUGGAACACUUCCUUCUCAGGGAAGAGUGGUGCACAUACAACUCCGUCCUACUCCCAUUGCCCCCCUCCACCUCCUCAUCAUCAUCAUCAUCAACAAGACUUAAUGCACAGCUCCAAGCCCACUCAUACUCAUAAUAGUACAAAUUCAACCUCCUCUGUACAUCAACAUGCUUUAACAGGCCAAAGCAAUCUUUUUGCUGUCAGAACAAGUCAUGAAACUUCUAGAAAUAGAACGAGCAUCCCAGUAACAGCUUCUAAUCCCAAAGAUGACCCUGCUUGUGGAGGGGCAAGCACACAACAAAACGUGCAGCAAGUCUUCAAGGAAGUAAGAACUGUACCCGUCUUUCUGAGGAAUCAUAAAAUGCUUAAAGCCAUUUGCCUGGUCUUAGAGAAAUCAAUACGUAGACGUGAAGCAGCUACCAUCCUUAUUAUGCCAAACACAAGUUCGGGUUAUGAGAAGACGCAGUCAUUCGUCCAACAGUUAUGUCAAUCUGAUGUGCCGAUGAGGAAUACUUCCGCCACUGAUACAACUGAUGCACUCAGUGGUUCCGACCCAAAGGGAGACAGCAGAGACAAGAACAGUAACAGACCAAGCGUUGAUGGAACCAACAUAGUGGUGCAAACAAUCCGGGGACAAUUGAAAACACAUGUACAUAUUCACAGGGCUGUUGCUGUUGUCCCUCCGAUAUCACAACAGUCUACUGAUGAUCAUGAAGGAAAAAAACAAAAUUGUGACAAACAACCUUUUAAGAUACAGAGUGUUUGGUCACUUGCUGGAGAAAACACGGGGGAAUCCUUGCAUGAGUCUGGUUGUCAUCCUUCAGUUAUUGAUUGGUCCUCUGUGAAGUCCUCGUCUGAUCACAAGACGGUAGAAGAUCAAGACUGCUGUCAAAAUGGUGUCCCAGCUGGACAAUGUGCACCAAAUUCAUCACAAUUAACCGGACAGAAAUCUGAUGCAGCAGAAUGCCCAAAGGUUGAUGGAGGCAUCAUAGAUUCUCUGAAAUCAAAGAAUGAGGAAAUCAGUAUCCAACCACAGGAAUACCAGACAACCAACACUCAGUCAAACCAAAACUAUGGACAGUUGGGUGGCUUGGAUGGCCCGAGACAUGUUUUAUCUAGAAGUAUGGUGAAAUAUACUCUUGGGAUGCUGAAAGAGUUGGUGGCUGAUCUUGAAGCAGAAGACGUAAAGCAAGGCAGCAGGAGUGAUCAUGGCCCAGACGUUGUGGAGACCUUACUUGGCCUUUACUGGGGUGGAAGUUCUUAUAACUACAUGGUCGCAAAGGCAGAAGGUGCUAUUCAGAAUAUAUUGCAAGAGGCCACUGAGUUUCACAUGGCUGAUGAAUCAGUGGUCUUUGAUGGCAUGAGAAUGGAUGAUUUAUAUCAGCUAAGGGACCGAUUCUACAUUCUAAACAGGGAUUCUGAUGUUUACAAGCCAGAACACACUAACCUGUCGAAUCCAUACAUUCAUGACAAAGAGACAGUUACUGAUACUGUAAAAUCUGACCACAGAGAGGUUCAAGACCUCCCUGAGGGUGAAGAGCAGUAUGAUUGUGGCAUCCUUGAGCUGGGGAACAAACCAGAAAAGGACCACACAAAAUGUCAAAAGUCCUCUGGGGUUUUUCCAGUGAAGUCAACUGUGUUAUCAGAAGACGCAACAAAGUUUUUUGAUUGCAGAGAGUCUUUAACAGGUUCCUUUUCUCACAAAGAGCCCACCUCACCAGCACUGUGCUUUGGUGAAGAAUUAAAUCAAGACUUUCCAAAAAUGAAGAUACAAGUGUUGUCUCCAGACGAGGUAAAGGCACUUUCCAAGAUAUUGUAUGAAGAUCGUAAAGAGGGGUCUUCAACAUCCCCACCUGGCGCUCUUCACAGUCAUGCAGGUGAUGCGACUGAGGUUGGGCCUGUUUCUUCCCAACAGGGUUGUGCAAACCAACAGCGAAUCCAUGCAGAAACAGGUGAUGGUAAGACACUAGACUUGUGUAAAGGUGUGCCAUCAAUUUCUGCUUUGAUAAAGUUGGUUAAAGGGAUUGACAGGCACAUUCCUGUAGCAGACAAAAAACUAAAUGACAAAGGCAAGAGGACAUUAUUUAAAAAAAGGCCACAUAGUUGUCGUACAAAAGCCUUGAAUGUAAAGGACACAAGGGACCCAAGGUGUCUCCCACAUGACGACAGAAAUGCACAGAAAUCAUGUGGUAUAAUGGCACCUAAACAGCUUCUCAAUGGUCCAGGAAUCUCUCAGAAAGGUUGUGUUUCACCACCCAAGCGUGUGCACGGACCAAGGUCGAUGCCGUAUCCAUACCAUCGCAUCGCAUUUGACAGUCGUGUCACACCUUCUACAAAGGGUUUUGUCAGAAAUGAUGAAAAGGAAUGGCUUGAACAUGAUGGUGAAGAUCAAGCAGUCCAUAAACUAACAAAAUCACAUGGAUUGGAAAGGCAAUGUACUGCCCCCCAAGUGAUAGCCAGACUAGCCGUAACUCCAUCACCAGUCAGAAAGCUAAUGAAGCCUGGCGAUAAGAAGCCAGGCUCACAGGUAAAAGGACAAAAUGAGGAACAAAAGAAGGAUCGUCUACUCAUAGAUCAUGGCAUGCGCUGCAGCCGUUCUGUUUCGGCUACCCAGUCAGUACCCCCACAGAAACGAAAAAGGGAUAUGAACAAAAGUGUUGAGGAACAUUUGGAUCGGCAAGAAUUAACGCACCGGACUGUUCUGCAGCAACCAACAACAGAGAAAGCCACUGAAGCAUUGGCCAUAACCCAGGACAUUACUAAGUCCUCAGUAAAACAAAAAAAGCGUAAAUGUGAGCACAGAACGCCCUCAUCGGUGACGAGUUCUGCUAAGGAAAAGGUCCGUAAAACUUGGGUGAGCACUUAUGUGCCAACCAAUGUGAAAUCAAGAAGACCGUCUGACCAGACAGAAGAAGGACGGAGAAGGUUUUCUUCAGUUCAUCAGAGUUUAAACCAAGUAACAAACAAAUCGAAAUUACGUACUCUGUCACAGACAGUCAAGCCGGAUAUGGGACCAUUGAUAAUUGAGUUGAGGAAACAUGUGCAAGAAAGAAAAGCUAAAGAGUUAGUUUCUAGAGAAAGUUUCUUUCAGUAAAAUGUGAAUUGCAGGGUCCCAUAACCCAGUAUAGCCUUCAUUGCCUCCUGACUCAUUGAGAACUAAUGUCCCCCAGGUGCCAUGCAGGAGACAUGAGUAGCUGUUGACUCCACCGUCCUAGCAGAAGUGAUUUGAUUUUCUUAUGGAAACUAUAAAAAUUUGCUUUUAAAAUGCAUAUCAGUUAUGUGUUGUGUUGUUGACCACAAUCAUUUUCAACAAUGAGUUGGAAACGUCUAUUUCAUCAUUAUUGGCAUGCUUUCUACCUAUGGAUGGAUUCUCGUAGUUAGAUUUUUAUAAAUGUAUAUAAAAUGUAUUUUUGACACAACAUUCUGGAUGAGGUUGACAAUUUGAUAUUUUUUUGCCUGUAUAUUUUUUGUUACCAGAACAUUUGUACUGUAAGUGAUAUUUCUGUUGACUUUAAUGGCUGCUAUACAAAAUAAUUCAGAUUCUGUACAUUAAAUUUGUACAUAUAAAUAAAUUGACCAAAUAUA